Chiroxiphia lanceolata (lance-tailed manakin) is the source of this 12799-nucleotide messenger RNA. It is a transcript of the gene FGGY, whose product is annotated as FGGY carbohydrate kinase domain containing. The transcript has 17 exons. Bases 139 to 2160 code for a protein of 673 amino acids. Lineage: Eukaryota; Metazoa; Chordata; Aves; Passeriformes; Pipridae. Gene Ontology annotation, biological process: carbohydrate metabolic process. The record is from RefSeq and is a predicted model, not a curated record. Gene Ontology annotation, molecular function: kinase activity; phosphotransferase activity, alcohol group as acceptor.
UCAAAGUUUAAAACAGACGUGCCCGUCCUUCCUAAUUGCUUGGAUUUAAGGACGUGAUACCACCAAAUCUAGACUUGCUGCUGCUAAAAACUUGAGCUGAGCUUCAACCUGUGUUCAUGUGAGAAAGGUUUAUUAAGAAUGCACAGUAAGGAGACUGCAGUCAGGUACUAUGUUGGGAUUGAUGUUGGCUCAGCGAGUGUUCGAGCAGCUUUGGUCGAUGGCUGUGGGACAGUGGUGGCACACGCGGAGCAGCCCAUCCAAAUUUGGGAGCCCCAGCCAGACCACUAUGAGCAAUCCUCUGCAGACAUCUGGGCUGCCUGCUGCUCAGUCACAAAGAAGGUUGUCUGUGGAGUGGAUGCUGCCCAGAUUCGAGGGAUUGGUUUUGAUGCUACAUGUUCUCUUGUUGUUCUGGAUAAACAGUUCCAGCCUUUGGCAGUCAACUGUGAAGGACAGAACCAUAGGAAUGUUAUUAUGUGGAUGGAUCAUCGUGCAGUGAGUCAAGUCGAGCUCAUCAAUGCAACACAACAUAGAGUUUUGAACUACGUAGGGGGAGCAAUGUCUGUGGAAAUGCAACCACCUAAACUGCUGUGGAUAAAGGAGAACUUGCAGGAAUCCUGGGAGAAGGCAGGCUACUUCUUUGAUCUUCCGGAUUUCUUAUCUUGGAAAGCCACAGGUGUCACUGCAAGGUCCCUCUGUACAGUCGUGUGCAAGUGGACGUACACGUCAGACAGGGGUUGGGAUGACAGCUUCUGGAAAAUGAUUGGUUUGGAAUGUUUGGUGAAGGAUAAGUAUGAAAAAAUAGGAAACCACGUCUUGUCUCCUGGAGAGGCCGUUGGAAAAGGUCUAACACCAGAAGCUGCCAAAGAUCUGGGUCUCCCCGAAGGGAUUGCAGUGGCAGCAUCUCUCAUUGAUGCACAUGCUGGAGGACUAGGAGUAAUUGGAGCAGAUGUGAAAGGACAUAACCUGCCAUGUGAGAACCAGCCGAUUACGUCCCGAGUUGCAAUGAUCUGUGGAACAUCUUCGUGCCACAUGGGGGUCAGUGAAAAACCCAUUUUUGUUCCUGGUGUUUGGGGACCAUAUUUCUCUGCAAUGGUACCUGGAUUGUGGUUGAAUGAGGGAGGUCAAAGUGCUACAGGAAAGCUGAUCGAUCAUGUGGUCCGAGGCCACGUCGCCUUCCCAGAAUUACAGUCAAAAGCUGCAGCCAGUGCUCACAGCAUAUAUACAUACUUGAACAGUCACCUGGAUCUGAUUAAGAAAUCUUUGCCUGUGGGUUUCCUCACUGUUGAUUUACAUGUUUGGCCAGAUUUCCAUGGUAACAGAUCUCCCUUAACAGAUCUGACACUAAAGGGCAUGGUUGUUGGACUGACAUUGUCCCGGGGUCUGGAUGAACUUGCCCUUAUCUACCUGGCCACGAUCCAAGCCAUUGCUUUAGGAACAAGACAUAUUUUGGAAACGAUGCAGGCUGCAGGACAUGAUAUCAACACGCUGUUUCUGUGUGGUGGGUUGAGCAAGAACCCUCUCUUUGUGCAGAUGCACGCUGACAUUACUGGGAAGCCUGUUGUCCUGUCCAAAGAGGUGGAGUCUGUUUUGGUGGGUGCUGCUAUUCUUGGAGCUUGUGCUUCUGGGGAUUUUGCAUCUAUACAGGAGGCCAUGGCGAAAAUGGGGAAAAUUGGGAAAGUUGUGCAGCCCAACCACGAGCACAAAAGAAGGGGAACCACCCUGUCAUCAGCUGCUCCAAGUAUCCUGCAGAGAGGCCCAGGCUUCACAUCAAAUGGAGAAGACAAGCAUAUUGUGGUUCCAAAGGAGCAAACAGCAACUCUGAGGAAAAAAAUUCACGAGACACCCCCAGGUGAAGAUUCUUCACAAGGCAAGAGUCAGGAACAGCAGCAUGUCAUACAGUGUGGGGUUUUCCUUUGUGACUGUUGUGUUCUGUUUGCACUCACAGACCAGUUGUUUGGGCCCAUGGCUGUGUUUAUCCCUAAAUCCCCACCCAGCCUGUAUAAGCCCAGUCUGGCACCCAGCUUGCAGCAUCCCCUUGAGCUUUUGCAUUUGCCAGCCAUCACACCUGACUUCAGGAACUGCUUUCUUUGCCCCAGUGGAUCCAGAUCCUGUCUGGUGAUCCAGUGGCUGCACUGCUGUGUCUGUGCUCCAUCCUGGUGAGGUGGACAGGGCACGGAUGGGUCCCAGAGUUCUCCAAGGCCUUUCACAAAAGAACCCUGUGGAAAUUAAGAUUUGCUGCACGUGGAAUCCUUUGUUUGGUAGAGGAAAGGAAGGACUCCUCUGAAGUUGACCUAUUUGUGCUUUGGUGCAUUUUUCAUAAAAUAGACAAAAUCCUGUUUUAAUCCAGCUCACUCCACAACCUUCUGAGGGAGCCUGUAGGUUUCUCUAAAAUACCUCUGUGGUUAUUGUUAAUUAGAAAAAAAUAAUAUUGCUCAAGGAUCGCUUUUCAGUUGAACUUCCUGAACAUAUGGUUCAAACUGAAGCUGAAAAGGAAAACUUCAGGACAAACUGUAUGAAUUACUACUAAUAAUAAAAUCAGACAUUUUUUAUAAGUCCACAUUAAUCUUCCUUAAAAGCUUUGGGUUGACCACAUUUUUUAAAUAAAACUUUUACCGGAGCGGAAUUUAUUAAGAGAGCUCAGCGUUGCCUUAGCUCUGAUCCACAGGGCAUCAAGAGAAGUUUUAUUGCUGAUUUCAGUCACAGCAGACUUAGAUCUACACUGAAUGGUUUUGAUAAGCCCAAUGUAAAGUUUUAUUGGUUUAAGACAUGAAAAACAGACAUUACAGAGAGCACUUCUACUCUAUAAACACAGUCAUAACAUGUAUAAUGCUUUGCAAGGAGUCAGUGCUUUGGAGUGUAAAUAAUGGUGUGUGGAGGAAAGUGAAGCCUGGCUAAACACAUACAACUAACAAAACCAGUAUAGACCAAGCUUGUACAUGGUGCUUCUACUCUGCAGAUCUCAAAAUUAAAUACAAAUAGUCUGUAUCAUUAGGUCAUACUCACAGAUGGGAAAGGGAAAAUUAACCAGACCAGGAAAGAGGGAAGUUGAUGCUCUUUGUUGUUAUGUCUGUCCUUGAAACUAUAACUACUGUGGUAUUAUUUGAAACACAUUUUGAGGCCAUGUGCUCAUUGUUUGUCCUGGAAGAGUUCUAUUCAAAGCCACCUUUUCCUGUAUGUUAUAAAACAGUGUUAGAAAAACAUGAAACAACAUAGAAUAUUACACGGUGUCUCUCCUGAGGUGUCCUGGCUGUUGGUGAUCCACUGAUGCGUCGUGAUCUCGGAGGAUGGUGAUGCUGGCAAUGGUGACAAGGGGCUGUGCUGUGUGAGCAUCAUUUCAAUCUAGGGGAAAAGUACAUUUCCUAAAGAUAAAAAUGUGGUUUUAUUGCACCUUGUUCUUCCUUGUAAAUAUAACUUGCACUUGCUCUAAGGUUGUGGUUCUGGCUCCAGUGGUGCAGAAUGUGGGCCUUAAAAAUCUUGAAAUCCCCUUUAUAAAUGGAAUUAUGAACAUAACUCCCUCCACUAUUCUAUGCUUCAUCAUUGUAUUCACUUGGAAUAACUAUUGAAAUGCUGUAAUCCCAACCAUAUGGCUCAGAGCCUCAGAGAAGGCAUUUAGCAGGCACGUUUAUCCAGAGAAUUAUGGUUUUACAUAGAUUACCAGUGGCUGGAGAUGCUCUGGGGAAAGACAGGAGCCCACAUCAGGGGCAGCCUUGACAGAAGGACCCUCUAAAUCUGAUCUGUCCCUUUCCUGUUAAACAGAUCCUGGGCUGGAAUAAACACUUACUGAGCAUGUAAUGAGAUGUCUUUGAACAUUUUUCCCCUAUAUGACCACAAAGAUUUACUUAAAAAGCAAUAAACGGAUUAAAAAAGGCUUUAUACAUGGCUAGAAACUAACUUACUGAAUUGUUUAAUAUGGACCUUCUGUGAUUUUGUUUGUUUAGAAAACUGUCACAGGGCUGCAAAGCAAUGUAAUUAUGCCUGGAUCACUUCUGCUUUAUUUUAGGCAGAAUCAGUCCUAAGACUGGUGUGUCUUACUCCUGAUUUUCACCAAUAUAAAUUAGUUUUAUGGAAUAGCUGGAUUUUUAUGCUGAUGAUUAAAAAGACAAGCUGUCUUCUGAGAAUUGAGUUCAUGCUUUCACAGUUACAAAUGUGUGAUUAUUGGACUGUUGAUUUUUAUAAUAAGUUGGGGGUUUUUUUGCAUAUUUGAAUACAAAUUUUGUAAUUUUCUGGUGCAUUUUACCCAUUCCACAAAUUUGUGUUGUAAUUUAACAGUAUACUAUGAGAGGAUCUAUUACUUCUUGGGCAUUUCAAAAGUGGCACCUUGUAAUGUGAAAGCAAUGAGCAAAUAAAAAUUUGCUGGGGCAGCUGGAGUCCCUGUGAUUACUGGGUUGCCAAAUCUGGAGUGAUUCCUGGAAGAGUAGUAGUACAGAGUCUUCAAUAAAUUAGUAAUUUGAUUGACAUAUUCAGUUCAUUAAUAAUAAUUUACUGUGGUUAGCAGAACAUCACAGAAGAACAAAUGCCACACAUAACUGUUACUGUUUUCCCCCCUCAUUUUUAGUCAUGUCAGUCACUUAAAUGUACUGAAAUAAAGUCCAGUGCAUUCUCUGCCUUCCUUGGGUGGCAGAACAGGAUUCUUAGUGUGUACCAUUGGAUGGGUAGCAAAAAGACCCUUUACUUAAGUAAAUUAAUUGCUUCCAAACAAUCCAUCCCUUUGCUUAGCAAAGUCUGAAAUUAGUAAUAAUAUUAAGCUUUGUUUUUGGAGUUGGAAGAGAAGAAUUCUAUAAGCUGCUGAAAUGAUAAAGACACAUUCUCAAAUGCAAAGUGUAUUAUCAUAUGUUCCAUUGCCACAGCCACGAUGAGAUCAGUCUUUGAAGUCAGAAAUUAAAUACCUGAUUGGCACCUGUCUACAUGACAGAUCAAUGAAUGCACCUCCAAGUAUCUGACUUUUUUACAGAAUAGUGGGAAGAACCAGAUGACUGGGAAGAUUCAAGCUCAUUUGAGAACAAACUGGUUUUUUAAAUUAGUUUUUCUAAUAUAAUAAUUCUAAGAAAGAAGAGAAAGGUCAUUGUGUAGGUCUGCCAGGUGAGUGUUGAGAAACCGGGUCUCUUGCCAGAGCCAUGUCUAAAACUAUGUCUAAACUCAUUCAUCAAAUGAAUAAUUUCAAAUAAGCACUGUUGAUACCAAUCUUUCCUCCUAGAAUGAGGAUCUGUAAAUAGGAGGAACUGGAGGCUUCAAAACAAAGUGCCAGAAUGAGGACUCAAUGAUCUCAGAGGGCUUUUCCAAUCUAAACAAUACUAUGUUUCUGUAACUACUGGAAAAGAAUCUUUCUCGUUUACUGUUUGUGAAGUUAUAAAUGUAUUUGUUUCCGAUUCUCAAAAGAAGAAUUUCAGAUGCCAAAGGCCUUUCAGAUUUUUGUAUUCAGAUUUUCGUAUUCAGAUUUUCUUCUCCCUGCACUGAUAAGAUUCUCUCCUGAUGAGAUAACAACGACACAAUAGCAAAGCUGGGAUGGCCAUGUAGGAGUAACUAAACCUCAGGAGGUGAACUCCAGGCAAAGAGGCUUUUUUUAAUUCAGUGCUACCUGAAAUUCAUCCAGCACGUCCCACUCCUGUAUUUUGACUUCCCUGCAGGACUGAGGGUAUUUCCAGAUCCAAAAGAGCAUUAUUUCAGGUACAAGCUGUGGUGGUUUCUGUCAGCUGGCACUGCCCCAGAGCUGUGUUUACAAACACUGCACACAUGACAUAAACCCAUUAGGUAUCUACUCUUUGUUUUUGCACAGUAAUAACACACACAUUUCUUUAGCUUUGUCUCGUACAACAAAGGGAACGAAAUGUGUUUCUGAUUAUGCAAUAGAUACGGAGUCAAGGGAAACCCAGCAUUCCCAGACCAUAACCAAUGGAAAUUCUGAAAGGCUCUCCUGCCCUUUGCAGCCUCAACACGUUGAAACCUCUUGUGUAUUUUGUAUUAGCAUGUGUUGUACAAUAAUUAACUUAUUAUAUGACUCCUGAGGGACAAGUGAUUAUGGUUUAUUUCCAGAUGACUCAUGAGCAAGUCUGCAGAAGGAGAGUUUGUGCUGCUCAGAAGAUAGGAAAACGAAAUGCUCAGUCUUGCUGAUGAUCCCAGUUCUGGCUGCUGAGCUCAGGCACCGUGCAAAGGUGCUGGAUACUCAUCAGCUGCAGUGCAAUGUCCUGUCGAGACCCUGAAAAUGCUCAAGCUCUGCUCCCAGAGCAUUUGAGUUAGGACUAUGAAUUACAGCAAAGAGCCAGGCAGUGAUCCUGUUCUGGGUGAACAGUAUAUGCAUAUAUGGGAAGAAGAAAAGUCAUUUAAAACCCAGUAUCAUGACACCAUAUUUUUUAUUUUCUUGUGAUCUCUGACUGAAUGAAGCGAAGUGGGAAACUCAGCCAGCUCCUGCAGUGUGACAGAGGAUGCAAAAAAAGGCAGUUCUUUACAUACAUGGUUAAGCUGUGGACAUUCUUAUGGAUGUUAGAGGUUUCUGAGCCCAACAGGUACUGAGGGCAAGGUGGCCCUGGUUUCACCCAGUAGAGCCAUUCCUUCCCCCAGUUGUAUUAACACAGCAUUUGGGAGGAAAAAGAGACUUGGGGUCACCUUCAGCAAAGACAUCAGUGGCUUAGUCUUGUCCUGAGUAGAUCAGCUAGGAAAAACAUGCCAAACCUCUCAUUUGUUUUUAAUAGAUUAUAUGCACAUAAUCAAAUUUCUGAUUUAUUGAGUCCAAGCACUUAAAAUGAUGCUCAAGUUGGCUCUGUCCUGGUUAUAAGGGGCCCUCCCAGCUGGAUGUGAUAGAAGGAGAAGACAGAUGAUAUCUGACAUCGCUGUGAGUCUGCCAGAAUUAAUUUACCCCUUCCAAAAUCCUGAGCUGGCCUUUGAACAUUUGAACGAGCAGAUUGAAUUAGAGAUUGCAGGAGUGAUUAUGGCAGUUAGGGUUUGUGUCGUGAGGCUUUGAGUUUUUGAUGGCAUUAAACAGUCUUAACAAAAUAAAAUAUUUAGUGUGACUUUGCGUACAAUGACAGAUUUUUAGGGAGCUUCCUCUCAUGCAGUAGUUCUGUGUCCAGUUGCAAAGAACACAAUUAAAUUUGUCAUUCCUCGUAGCAUUUCAGGCUGGAAACUCUGUGACAGCCCAUAAAAGCAACUAUUUUAUAGCCUUGAUUUUGAUCUUGGUGCCUAUAUAUUGAUGUUUCUAACCCCCAUCUUCUUGGGAAUCCUGCUACAGCAGAAUGGGAUGGUAAAAUGUUUAGUUCACUAGAAGUCAAUUUAAUUCAUUUGGGGAAAUAAAAAAAAAAAUGCAAACAACUAAAACCAAACCCCAAGUUCAGCAGCAAAUUAUUCUGAAAAACAGACUUAGAAUGCAAAGAAAGAAUUCAAAGAUCCAGAAAAAACUUGUAACUUUUUCAGGAAUAGAGUCCUUAUGUUGAUAUUGCUUUCUCAGUGAACACGUGUUCACUGAGGCCACUUUUCUACAGCUCAGAUUUGCUGAAUUCUCCAUGUAGGUACUUCAUCAAGGGCCAGGCUUUGAAACUGUGAUGGAUUUUUGAGACAAAGGAGAUAUUUUCAAAUCUUGACACAUCUUUUGGCUUAAAAUGAAAGCUGAGCAUUUCAGAAAACAAUUGUAGUAGAACGCUGCAAAACCAAGCCCAUUGUACUAAACCCCAGCCAUCAGAUAUGAGACAUUUUUAAUUCUUUCAUGCAAAAGAAAGCCGUGAGGCACUGAUCAGUUUGUUGACUAUGAAGCCAGAAACUCCUGGGUAUAAACCUUUAUCUCUGUGCCACAGCUCAGCUCACAACAUCCUCCAGCUUUACCACAAGGAAAUUUAGCUUUAAAGCAUCAGUGGUGAGUCCAUUCUCAUCAGCAUCUUUGAGGAGAGGGAAUUAAAGUUUAAAGAGCGCUUAGCAGAUUUGAGUGCUAACAAAUAGUAAUUCAUUUUUCCAUGAGAAUAUGCUGUAUUUAGUAAAGCAAGCCAUGCUUUGAGGUUUGGAGUUGUCAGGAAGGUGACAGUGUGUGACCUCUGGCCAGCUUGCUCUGACAGGUGAGCAGCUGCUCAGGGUCUCAGUUACAAGGCCAAGUAAGAUGACCAGGGAGGAGACACUGGACAGCUCAUUAUUUGACAACACAUAUUUAGCAUAAUUAUAAGCAAAUUCUAAACAUGACAUUUUAAAGGGAAGAAGUGAUUCAUGCAGAUUUUCAAACAGUAAUCUAAUGCUAAAGUCUAAAUAAAUACUUCAAUUAUUUAUUCAUAAUCAGUCUAAUGAACACUUUUUAGAGUGGUCCAGGACACCUAUGUGAUGUUUGGCUUAUCAUUCCCCUUUCCAGAAAUGUUUGAGAGGAGUUGACAGUGUUGGUGUACAAUCAUUCAGCAAGACCAAUUAUGCCUUAUUUGUCAAUUAUUAACUUAGUUGCCCAAUGGCAAGGGGCUGACAGGUUUUCUAAAUUAUAUCUAUGAAAGAAAUGUACUUUUUUCCAUCUCAAAAUAAAACACUCCCUUUCUAAAUCUUCUCCAAGAUACACUUAACAUCUUGAAAAGAUACCUGAACCUAAUAAAAAAAAAUUGUGUUCCUAUUUUUAAAUAUUAACUUGAUCAAGUGCACACUGCAGGUAUUUUGAUCACCUGACAGAGUAGCAGCUUAUCAGUGCUGUUGUGAAACAGCCCUAAAACUUGCCAGACACUUAUGGUGCUUAGGAAUUGCAUAACUGCAGAAUUAGGUUGUGUAAUACAACAUUGUCCAAUUCCUAAGUGAAGUGCAGAAUUUAAGCAGAAGGUCUAAUAUGCUAAAAUAAUUUUAAUUGAUAGGCAUUUAUACUUCAUAGGGUUUUUAUUCUUUGUCAUGAUCUGUGGUCCUUGAGGAAGGUUUGGUUUCUGUAAAAGUGUUCUCCAAUUUAAUGCAGCAAAAUUAAUAAGGAAACCUGCUCAUGGCUUGGUUUUGUGCAGUGUUCACCAUCCUGAUCCUGAUUCAACAAGGCACUGAAGCACAAGCUGAAUUUUCAGCCCUCAGGUAACACAUAACCUCUUAUGUGUCAGUAAUAUUGGAAUAGAAAUACACUUAUAACAGCAAUAAUGCCCCUGGUAUUCCUGCUGGAGCACUGAUAAGCUAAACAAAGCACUUUUCAAAGACUAAUAACCGGAUGGGAUUUGUAGCAUAAACAAUGCUCCUUGUUAGUCACCAGUCCCCAGGGCAUCUUCCUCACUUCGUUACAGAUAAAUCAGUAACAAAUGAAAUGCUGUGUGUGAUUUCCUGCCCUGGCUGUGUCUCCCUGCUCGCGUGCCAGUGUGAGAGCUGUCAGUUAUUAUUUAUCCAUGGCUGUGUUCACAUCCACAGUGUGAUUUAAUUACUUAUUAAAGGUGCAGACUGGCAGAUGCAGAAGCUGGAGCAGUUUUAUUAUCCAGAGAAGUGACACGGUGUGAGCAGUAAUAUCCUUUCAGGAUGUUCUCGGAAAAUGCUUCACCACAAUGGACUCCUCAAAUCCUUCUCUCCAGCCUUUUCCCAGCUUCUCUGCUCCAAGUGUUAAAUUCAGAAAGGCUGCUCACAGAGAUGUCAGUUAGUCCUGUGGUUUUUAGAUGGGAAUGUGGAUACCCUGGAAAAUCAUUUUGAACACAUUAAAUCUAUUUUAGCUAGGCCACUUGACCAUUGGUUAGUACUAACUCAAGAAAGGAUCUGAAUGGUUUUAAUACAGAGGUGAAACCUACUCUAACUAAAUAGUAGCAAAAAAGAUUAUUUGUAAAGGGGGAAUGAGCCCAGAGGAUUUCCUUCUGCUGGCCAGGGGCUGUGUGCACAGGGCUGUGGUUCUUCUGCAGUAACUCAGACAUGCUUGUCUUGGAAACUGGAGGCUGAAUUCUGCACUAUUUCAAUAAGCAGGAUUUUGGGUCCAUUUUUUUACAUCACUCCAAGCCUAUUAUUGCUUGGUUCAAAGCUCUUCCCCACCCCUGGGCACAGCUGGAUGCAGGAGAGCAGGGGAUCUUCUUGCACUUCCAUCAGUGCCCAGGCUUUAAUGGGGAAACUGAGAUUUUAUUUGGCUAAACUCAAUGAAUUUGACCAGAGAAAGGCUGUUAAAUAACAGCAGGUUCCCUUCACACAGCUCCAGAAUAUUUUGAGAAAGAUAUCGGACACAAGAAAAUCCAAACUUCUGUGAAUCUCUACAUUAAAUCAGUCAAUCCAUGAUUGCCCCAGGCCAGCCAUUCCUGUUUCCUUGCUGACUUUAUUGGUCCCAGCACAUGCCUGGAAGUUGCAAUCCUGGAUCCACUUUGCCAAUUAUAGUUCAGGAUUUUUUGGUGCUAGAUCUUUGCAGAGUCCUUGAAGCACAACUGCAGUGCCAGUCACAGUGUUUGCUGAUAAUGAGCUUGUUGUUUGGCUCUAGAGUUUAAGCUGGCAAACACUCCCAUGCCUGAGUUAUUUUGCACAGUCCAGUGGUCCCAUCAAAGCCAACAGGUCUGUAUGUGCCAACCACUGGCAUUACUGCCUUAUUAAUUCCCAAUUUUACAAAUCAGGUUUCUUCAUCUACUCCACAAAAGGCUACCUAACCAAAAACUGGGCCUGUGAAGUAUAAAGAUGGGGCUGAGAGGUACAAAGGUGUGAAACAGCAUUCCCUGGCAGUGUUUUGGAGCAAGGCCUGUGUAAUGGCUUUUGACCACUGAGGGGUUUUUGACUGAGACCAUUUUGCAUGAUGCACCCUUAGUGAGUCCCAUCUGUGACCCUAAUUCCAUCCUGGAAUGUAAGACUGGGAGCUGCUGGGUAUGUAGGCAGGCUUCACAGAGUUCUGCUCAGAUGAGGAGCUCAGCUCAGAACUGCUGAGAACCUGUUCCUGUGCACAAGCAAAGCACAUCUGAGCAGCUGCCGGUGGAGGGCAGCAGGAAAGCAAGGGAGGAAUCUCUAUAAGAGCAAACAGAAGGGACUGGCUGGUAAAAUCAGACAAUAGUAACCUUUAGCUUCAAAAAUGAUCCAAGUGCAAAAUGCAAUUUUGUUAGAAAUGCCAGUAAAUACAAUUGCAACUCCCCAGCACUGCUUAGAGAGAACAGUCUGUUAAAGAGACUCGACCCCCUGCUGUAGGAGUUGGCUUUCCCUCUUUGGAAUAUACUGGAUCAAGAGAACCUUCAAAUAUGAAAGAACAUGUGUUCAAAAUUUUUAGGCAAACUGAAUCUUAUUUUCCAAGAAAACCAAGAAAAAUGACAUUGAUAUAAAAAUGAUGGGAAAUCUGAAAUCAGUUUUGACAGAUGCACAGUAACUUGUUUAUUUAAUACAUAAAUAUUGCAGUUAGUAUCAGAAUAAUUCAUCCUGCACUUCACAUACCUGUAGCUCUCCCACUCUGAUUAGCUGUGGUUGGGUUUGAGACAUUGCUGUGUUAUUCAAUAGCAAGUGAGAGCUGUGACAUUUCCACUCAGUGUUUCUAUUUUUGAACACAGAUUCUUCUUCAGCUAGAGAAUACUAUUUAAAUAUUCCAUUUAAAAACAUAUCUUUUAGUAAUUUUUUACACCAACUUACAGAUGUUGAGAAAGAAAUACCCCUUAAUAAGUUAGCUGUUGAUUUUCCACUUAAAAAUAAUAAAUCAAGUUAUUAACAUUUUAUUCAGUGAAUCUUCUAUGCUGAUAAAGUUUAUGAAUAAUAAAGAUAAUGGUAUAUAACUGGUACAAUGGAACACAGAGUUUUGAAAAUUAUUUUGUUUAAAGAGAUUAGAGAUAUUACCACAAUUAGUUUCUCUAGUAGUACGUACCAGUACCCUGGUACAGAAUCAAUCUAUGGGGAUUUUCUUUUCAGAAAUUAAGUUUGUGAUUUCCCUGAUCCUGCAAAAAACCAGAAUUCUGAGCUUACUCAUGGAGUAAUCCCAGACUGUGGUGAGAACUGAAAGUAUUUGGACAAUAUUAAAUAAGUGUGAGGAUAUUCCCAGGAUCAAAAUCUCCAGAAUGGCCUUGUUUGGACACAAACCCACCCGCCAAGCUGGUGCCUUACAAGUCACCACAUGCCUCUUUGAUGCACCUGUGGAAAGAGGAUGUCAAAGUGGGAACGUGGAUUUGUUUGUGACCAACACGCCUCUGUCACAGUUCAUAUCCCAGUCCUGCAUUUUUUCUCAUGGGCACCAACUGAAAUUGUAUCUGAGACAUUUAAUACAUGUGAAUUUGCAAAGCCAGGAGCUGUUACUGUGACAGAGCAAACAGUUCCAUGAUGUCAAUGAACGUCAGCCGGAAUGCUGGAACUGCCAAAGCCCACUUUCACUUGUGACCUUGUUCAGUAAAAAAGAUAAAAGCGCUAAAAUAGAAGGGCAGGUAUCAGGGAGAAAGUUAAUGAAAAGGCAGAAAUAAAAAAAACCACAGAUGGGAGAUUGGCAAAUGUUAGGGAACGACUGAGGCAGCGAGAGCAGGCCCGGAGGGACGGGACAGUGGCAAAGCAGGGUCCGGCUGAGGAGAAAUGAUGUUGCAGAGCUGUAUUUUAUUCUGCUCGAGUCACUGCUCUUAAAAGUUCCUGAUUCUGAGCUGUUGCCCUGAGAUAAUCGAAGCGGAUCAUUCCUUAAAAUGUUAACCAUUUACUUUCCUGCUGUACAGGGCCAAAAGGUACAAUUCCAAGACCUGGUCUCUUUUAUGAGCACAGGUAGGUAGUUUUCCACCUCUGACCUGCUUUGUCUCCAGUAUAGCUUUUUAUGGAAUUUAAUGAGCUAUCACAGCUAUUGGCUCUGUGGCUCUAUUUCCAUCUUUUCUCUUAAAGUUUAUCAAUGCCUAUUUCACUGACAUAUGAGAAACCCUAAAUAAUAUUUGUAUAAGCAGUUGCUAUUUUUUUCUGAAACUGCUAUAAUAAACUAAAUAUUAUU